GCUUCAGCCUCCUUUCCCCGGCUGAUCCUGGUCAAUGUGUAACCUUGCAUCUACAGUAUUUAUCUUUUCCACCUUGUUCCUCACUUACGUUGUUUCUUCGCACCCGACGUACUCGAUCAGGUCUAAUGUUUUGGUCUUUGAUGACAUAUUUCCUCCAUUGAUCACUUCGAUACCCUCAACAGCCUCGACAGCCAACUAAACUAGCCCAGAGCCUGGUACAGUCGGAAUGGAGGCUUCAUUCGUGAACCAGCAGUUCUCUCCGUUCAAUCCAGAGACUGAGAAUCUCUUCGACACGUUCACUGAUUUCGGUGCCUAUGCCGCUACGAUAGGUUCCGGUGUGAAUUCAGACCCACAAAUCCCGGCACUGCUGUGCGAGAACGCUGCUAGAUCAGGCUCUAGGAGCACCCCCAUUUCGAUCUGCCAUCAAACGUCUGAGAGACCGAAUGAUGGUGAGGCAUAUUGCUUUGGUGGUCGAUGCCUGGGCGGAUCCUUCUGGACAAUCAAAGGCAGUCUAGAGACGCCAAGCUUGACACGUUCAAGACGCGCGAGCUCGACAGUGUCACAGGAGCCCGUAGGCAAGGACUUUCCUCUGUUCUCUUUCCCAAAUACAGUCCCACCUCCCUUCUUGCGGCCGAAGUCCUCCCAACAUCAAUGCACAGGCAUUCAAAAGGGAAUCAAACGAUCCGCGAGCCAAUAUCAAGUACACCAUCCUGUAGACUUGAUCAACCAACUAGAAGCUGUGAUCGCAGAUGAUAUCAAGUCAUCUGCCGAAUUCAAAUGGAAGACCUCAAUCUUGUUCCAGGAACUGAAGAGACUCAUUGACAGGGAGCACACCUGCGCAGACACCCAUACACACCAAACUAAAAUGCCAAUCACGAAUCCGCCUCACAGACGUACUUUCAAGAAACACGGCGACAAAGCGAUAACGCCGGAUAAAGUCUUCCAUUGCACGGCAUCUCCAUGUCGCUACUCCUCAGCAAGUGCCCCAGACUGGAAAAGACACGAAGAAACGCACUGGCCACAAGGCCGAUACAUGUGUCUAGAAUGUCCUGUAUCGCUACCAGCUCCAGACUUUCCAGAUGCCAUGCAAUGUGUCUACUGCUCGACACUCUCUCUGAGUCUUGAAGACCUGCGUCUUCAUCUGCUCAACUCCUGCGACUCGGCUAAAGACAGAGCUCGGACUUUCAAUCGCAAAGAUAAGCUUAGUGGGCAUUUGCAAAAGGAUCAUCUAGUAACUCCAGCCUCUGCUCUAAUGAGAGCAGAGAAGUGGAAAUUCGAGGUCAGCAGCAAUUGGCCUAGAUACUGCGGCUUCUGUCCAAUAAGCUUCAGAGGGUGGAACGAGAGAUCCAAACAUCUUGUAGAGGAGCAUUUCAAGAAAGGCUGCCAUAUGGGUAUGUGGCAACCUUUAAUUCCUCUGGUGGAUCCUCUCUCUUCAUUCAAUCAACUGUGCUCUUCAGCUCCUUGGACGGGCAAAAACAAAUCAGUGGCGAUCGAAACAGGAGCGAGCAUACUGAAAGGUAUCGAAGUAUCAAAUGGCGACUCAAGACUUAACUACCCUCAACAAGCACCCGCUGCCUAAUUCUUCGCUCUUCUACUUUUAGAGAAGAAGGAAGUUGCAAGGCAAUGGUAAUACUGGAUGGAAGAGUACGGGUAUGGGAAGU
Messenger RNA from Mollisia scopiformis, 1661 nucleotides. RefSeq lists its product as uncharacterized. The transcript is spliced from 2 exons. The record is from RefSeq and is a predicted model, not a curated record. Bases 227 to 1579 code for a protein of 450 amino acids. NCBI's taxonomy places the organism in Eukaryota, Fungi, Ascomycota, Leotiomycetes, Helotiales, Mollisiaceae.